GCUAGCUGGCUUGGCUCUAAUUAGUUUGCUCCAUAUAAAGUUCGAUCUUACAAAUAUCUAAAUGCCUAUCAUAUAGAGUUGGGAUGUCUCUAACAAUGAAAAAAAACUUUGAGAAAGAGCCAAAUGUUGAUAAAAUAAGGAAAACGUGAGGAUACAUAUGUUUAGAGUAGUAGGAAUUUAGUUUAAUACUUUAAUUGGGACGCCGAGGGAGAUCAAGGGAGAGUGAUAUCUUGAAUGAAAUUCUAAGAGUAGUAGAAACUGCUUUCAUGGAUUUUCUGCAGAGAGAGAGAGAGAGAGAGAGAUGAGGAUGGAGAGAUUACUGCCAUUUGUUGGAAUUAAUGGUGACGGCGAUUCUGAUUCAAGCUGGGAGUUUGGUACUAAACAAAGCCGCCAUGUCGAAAGGGGUCAACAAAUACACCAUGAUCGUCUACGCCAACGCUCUCUCCACCCUCCUUCUUCCUUCUGCCUUUGUCGUCCACAGACCAUCAGAGCGACCUCCACUUACAUUCUCUAUAUAUACUCUGCAGAUUGUUCUUGCUUGGCCUCUUUGGGUUGGUAGCCUAGCUCAUAAAUGUUCGGCCCAGAUUUUUGCUUAUAUUGAUGUAGACUAUAGCUCUGCCACGCUUGGCACUGCCAUGCUUAACCUCAUCCCUGCAUUCACUUUCUUACUUGCCAUCAUUUUCAGGAUGGAAAAUGUGUACUGGAAGAGGUCAAGUAGCCAAGCCAAAGUUCUGGGAACCAUUGCAUCAAUCACAGGAGCUUUUGUUGUCACACUCUACAAAGGUCCAUCAAUCUUACUAGUUCCUAGUUCAGCCACUCAAUUCCUCUUCUCACCUCAACAUUCAAACUGGCUUGUGGGAGGACUUUUUCUUGUAGCUGACGCUUUUUUCACUUCUCUAUGGAAACGUACAGUUGCAGGCAUCGAUCCUUGAGCAGUACCCAGCAGUUGUGUUUAUUGUGUUUUUCGAAUGCUUAUUCACCACCAUUCAGUCUGCGGCGUUUACUUUAAUUGCUAUCAAAGAUGCAAAUGCAUGGGCGCUAAGACAGGACAUGAGGCUCAUUGCUAUUUUAUACACCGUAAUGCUUUUAAUGAAGUUCUAGUUAAGAUUAGUUUUUUCAUAUAUAGUUCAUGAUCAAAUAUAUAUGUAGUGUACUAAUUAUUAGUUGUGUAUAUAUCAAACUAAUUAAGUAGACUUUGUAUAAGGAAUUGUAGCAACAGUUCUUCGUUACAGUUUAGUGACAUGGUGCGUGUGGAAGGCUGGAGCUGUUUAUUGCUCUAUGUUCAAACCGCUUGCGAUAAUUUUUGGUGUCAUCAUGUGUUUCAUCUUUUUGGGAGAUUCAGUAGUCUACCUUGGGAGGUACAUAUUUCUUUAAAAUUAAUUUGUAACUUGUUUACAUACUCAAAUCUUAGCCUCUCGACGCUUAUUUAUUCAUAGUAUAUAUCACUAUAUCAGAGUCAUUCGUCGAUGUAUAUGCAUGUAGUUUCAACAAUAGACACAUGUGAAUGCUCACACUCGAUCAUAUUUUAUGAAUGAUAAUUUUAGAACUCGAUGGUUUUCAUGCAAUUUGGUUGGUGCAGUUAUAAUUGUUACUGGGUUUUACGCUGUGAUGUGGGGAAAGGCCAGAGAAUUAGAGAAGCUGGAUGAUGAAGAUCCCUCUAGUGUUGAUCAUAACAAGCUCCCUCUACUACAAAACAAGUAGCUAGAUCAAUCAUCCACAGAUCGAUAGAAGUAGUUGUUGGAUCAUAAUUCAUAUACGUAUUUGUGCCCUAAAAUAUGAAAAUUACUUGUUCUAAAAUUCAAUUUAAUGUUGACUAAUCUAAUUUCAUGUUUUGUAGAAAAUGUUGACAAGAGGAGAAAAAAGUGAAAUUUCGGCAAAUUUUUCGUGCACCACCACUUUUGGCGGCACAAGUGGCAGCGCACCACCACUCACGUUGGUGCCAUGUAUUUUCCGGUCAUAUUCAUAGAGGAGCAAGGAGGAUAAAUACCAUAGCAUCUAUUCCAUUAUAUUCAUUCACCAUCAUUCUAUCUUAACCAAAUUCCAAACCUUUUUAUUCCAAUUCAACCAAACACUCCCUAUUACCCAAAAGUCCACCAUCAUCAUCACUUCAAUAUCUAUCAUGUUUUAGGCUUAAUCACCAUCCAUCACUCAUCAUUUCCUACUCUAACCUACACCAUCACUCCCAUACUCUUUUCUCUUGUUUUUUGGGAUAGAGUGGUAAUAGCAUACUCCACCUCUUUGCUUAAUUAAAAAACUUAACUGCUAUCUUACUUCUCAACACCAUUUUCACGUCACUCUCCACUAUUUAAGCACCCAUUCUUCACAAGAAAGAGGCAUCACCCACACCACCCCAUUACAUUUUCUUUCUCUCUCAAUCUCCUCCACAUGCAUAACCUCCAUCUCCACCUCCCAAAAUCCAAACUCAUAAUAUACAUACUCCUCAACCUCCAUCAACACCACCAUUACUCCAUCACUACCACUCAAAAUUGGCCAAAUGAGCAUCAUAUCUUCAUCACCAUUUCAUUCAUCAUCACCAUCAAUAAGUUUAUCAUCCAUCUAUUCCACCAUCAAGGAGGAUUCAAGGAGCAUUCACUACUAGAAAAUUGGCCAAAGGACACCCUCCAAUAAGGGUGCUCAUUACUCACAAAAGCCACCAAAAUCUUCAUUAGCCACUAUGCAGCCACCCAAACCUUGACAGUGCUCUUUGCCCCAGUUUCCUUUGGAACAUAGGGCACCAAUACAUUAUCGGUGGGCUAUUUUUAACCAAACUGACAUGUGUGUCACAUCACUCUCUCAUAUUACUUUUGUCAGGUGCCACAUCAUCUUUUACACCAUUAUAUCUUUAAUUGGCAACUCUUACAUCAGUGGGAAACAUCCCCCAAAUUUUAAAAAAAAAAAUUGGUGCCAUUUUUAAUUGGCACCAAACUGGAGCUUUUGUUUUACUUUUUUUUUCCCCCUUUUUUCUUCCUGGUCAUCAGUCUUGUAUCCACAAUAUAUACAUGGUAAUACACACUACUGAUAAUAAUAAAUUAGACAAUCAGAUACAUUUAAUGGUACCGAGUAUACUAAACAUCUGAAAUUAAAUCAUACGUCAUAGAGUACUAGCACUUUCCGCUUUGUAGUGAUCCUCUUUAGUCUUUAGUUCUGUCCAACUUUUGAAGUCCAGCUUUUUAAGUCCGCCUGUAAAUGUGGACAAACACAACACA
Molecule: messenger RNA, 3206 nt
Organism: Rosa rugosa (rugosa rose)
Lineage: Eukaryota; Viridiplantae; Streptophyta; Magnoliopsida; Rosales; Rosaceae
Product: WAT1-related protein At3g28050-like
Exons: 5
Coding region: 339-932 (197 amino acids)
Cellular component (GO): plasma membrane
Molecular function (GO): transmembrane transporter activity
Source: RefSeq, a predicted model, not a curated record